AUCCUUAGUAUGUUUUGCUCUUUUUAUUUUUCUCUUCACAAAAUCCUUAGGUUAUUUUGUUUGAAUACUCUUUCUUUAUGGCUUCUUCUUCUUCUCGUCAAACCAAGCAUCAAGUUUUCUUGAGAUUCAGAGGUGAAGACACGCGCCUUAACUUCACCAGUCAUCUACUCAAAGCUUUGAAAGACAUGGGAGUGAAUGUCUUCUUCGAUGAAGAAAAACUGGAAAAAGGAGAGCUACUUUCAAAAGCACUUUCUCAAGCUAUUGCAGCCUCAAAUCUCUCAAUUAUCGUUUUAUCCGUAAACUAUGCUUCUUCAAAAUCAUGCCUGGCUGAAGUUUCUGACAUCAUAGACCGCAAGAACACUCAAGGGCAAAUUGUUCUUCCCAUCUUUUACCAUGUUGAUCCUUCCCAUGUGCGAAAUAUUGGUGGGAGCUUUCAGAUAUCCUUUGAAGAGCAUGAAUCAAAGAGGUUAGUUGAUGAAGUGAAGCGAUGGAAAGCUGCUUUUGCUGAAGUCGGUAAAUUAAAAGGUUGGCAUAUAGAUGGUGGAAGAUUUGAUAGACCCGAAGCCGAAUAUAUCAAGGAUAUCAUUGAAUAUGUCACAGAAAAGUUGACAAAUAGCAGAUUUAAAAGUGCUUCUGAGGAACUGGUUGGAUUGGAUUAUCAGAAAAACACGAUUUUGAGGCUGAUUGAGCGAACAGACUGUCGUGCAAUUGGACUUUGGGGAAUAGGUACCAAAACUCCCCUUGUUGGUGAUGUACAUAAUGAAGUCUCUCCGAAGUCCGGAGAUUGUAAUGAUUUUCAUCAAAAUGUUAGUGAGAAUACAGAAAAGCAAGAGAUGAGAUCUUUAAGAAAUGAUCUUUUUUCCAAACUAUUAAAUGAAGAAAUAUGCAUAGACACCCUUUUGAUUGGACCUAGUUUUAUCCAAGAGAAACUAAACAAUGAGGAAGGCUUCAAGAGGAAACAAGACCGAGUUUUUACUGGGGUAGUGACACUACAAUUCGGGAAAUGGAAUACCUCUUUACCCAUCAAACAAAAUCCACAUAUGCUAUUGUUGGUGCCUUGUCAAGCCAAAGGUGAUGACAUCGAGGGUAACCGAAAUGCUGAAAGCAUCAUGUUGGAUGAACAAACCUUACAAAGGGAGCUGCAGAUUACCGUCGAGGAAGAAAACUAUGCUGAAGCAGCAAAAAUCAAGGAUGAUCUUCGAGUCCUACAUGAGGAUAGUAAGGCUUUGGUACUGAUAGCAAAUUUUGGGUUUUAUGAUGCUUUUAGGAGAGGGGAUCUAGCCAUGAUGCAAAACCUUUGGGUGAAAGGAGAUGAUGUUUGUUGUGUACACCCAGGGGGAAAUGGGAUAUCUGGUUAUGAUUCCAUAAUGAAAAGCUGGAAAAUUGUGUGGAUGAACUUCGACUUUCCACUAGAGAUAAAGCUGAAAAAUGUUCGAGUUCAUGUUAGAGGAGAUUUUGGGUAUGUUACGUGCGUGGAAUCUGUCAAGACAACAAAAGGUAGCAAUUGGUUUUCGCAGUUUGUAAUAAAUGUGUUUGAGAGGAUUAAUGGUCAAUGGCAUAUAUGCAUUCACCAGGUUUCUUAAGCAUAGUUCCUUACUAGUAUGUUUGUUGUCUUAGUCAACUUAUUAUGUGUGUAUACAUAUGGACUUGAAAACAUUUUCGAUAAUCAUUUAGAACACAUUGUUCUUCAUUUGAAUUUUUCGUUUUGAUAGAAUCUGGUUUUUGCUGGAACAUUGUUCAAAAUAUAGAUAAUAUGAAUUCUAAGCAGAGACUUGUUGGAACAGA
This is a messenger RNA of Gossypium raimondii (Peruvian cotton), 1785 nucleotides long. RefSeq names its product disease resistance protein RPV1-like. The transcript is spliced from 3 exons. The record is from RefSeq and is a predicted model, not a curated record. NCBI's taxonomy places the organism in Eukaryota, Viridiplantae, Streptophyta, Magnoliopsida, Malvales, Malvaceae. Bases 78 to 1583 code for a protein of 501 amino acids. Gene Ontology annotation, biological process: signal transduction.